Molecule: messenger RNA, 576 nt
Organism: Meloidogyne enterolobii
Lineage: Eukaryota; Metazoa; Nematoda; Chromadorea; Rhabditida; Meloidogynidae
Source: the annotation of a GenBank genome assembly
AUGUUGAAUAUAAUAAAUGUAUUGAAGGGAAAGGUAUAUUUUGAGGGGCUACUAAAAAUAUCUAUUAAUUUAGGUGAAAACAAGAAGGCACAACUCGAUGCAAAAAAUAAAUUAAAUAAACGAAAAAAUGAUUGCAUUUUUGCUUCAAUACUUUAUUAUUAUGAAAUUAAAAUCAGAACAAUUGGAACUGAUUAUUCAUCGUUUGGUUUUCGAAAUACAAAAGGAUAUAUUGUAUUGGGAAAUGCUGGUUAUAUUUGGUAUUCUCCAGUUCCUUUAGGUAAAGAAAAGGUUUCAUUUCAAAUUCCUAUUUCUUGGAACGCUGGAGAUAUUCUUGGAUGUGGAUUAGUUUUUCCACCAACAAAAAUGAUAGAAAAACAUCCUUAUGUUUUCUUUACACAAAAUGGAAAUCAGAUUGGUAAAGCAGUAUUAUUGAAAGAAGAAAGUGAUGAUUAUUUUAGUUUAUAUUUAAGUUUAAAUUGCCUUUCUAUUGAAGCAAACUUUGGCAACGAUCUGGAUGCUAAACCAUUUUGUUUUGACGUUUCUAAACAUUUAUUUGCUGAGGAAUUUUAUAAUUAA